ACUUCCUGUCCUCUUGAGGCCGUUGCGGAAGUAGCUGCGGACAAAUCGGCGUAGGGGGAGCUUGGAGAGGAUAGUGCUUGUGAACUUGUAGCUGCUUUCAGCUUGCAAGAUGCCAGGUCUGGCAGCCGCGAGCCCUGUCCCGUCUGAAUCUCAGGAGAAGAAGCCACUAAAGCCCUGCUGCGCCUGUCCGGAGACCAAGAAGGCGCGCGAUGUGUGCAUCAUCGAGAAAGGAGAAGAGCAUUGUGGGCAUCUAAUUGAGGCCCACAAGGAGUGCAUGCGAGCCCUGGGAUUUAAGAUAUGAACUGGUGGCCUGCUCUGUGAAUAAUUCCUGAAGAAUGAAGAAGAUUAAAUCAUUUUGGAAGUUCUUUGAUGAGCUUUGAUAAAUGGAUAAAGUAUUUAUAAUUUAUUAAAAAAAAAAAAAAGAAAACGCC
Molecule: messenger RNA, 431 nt
Organism: Heterocephalus glaber (naked mole-rat)
Lineage: Eukaryota; Metazoa; Chordata; Mammalia; Rodentia; Bathyergidae
Gene: Cox17
Product: cytochrome c oxidase copper chaperone COX17
Biological process (GO): mitochondrial respiratory chain complex IV assembly
Cellular component (GO): mitochondrial intermembrane space
Molecular function (GO): copper chaperone activity; copper ion binding
Source: RefSeq, a predicted model, not a curated record